Messenger RNA from Nelumbo nucifera (sacred lotus), 1084 nucleotides. RefSeq names its product early nodulin-like protein 17. Gene Ontology annotation, cellular component: plasma membrane. Gene Ontology annotation, molecular function: electron transfer activity. The record is from RefSeq and is a predicted model, not a curated record. Lineage: Eukaryota; Viridiplantae; Streptophyta; Magnoliopsida; Proteales; Nelumbonaceae.
UGACCGUGCAACCGGGAGUGGUUGUAAGGGAGUGGCUAGAGAGAGAAGAGAGCGAGAGAAAGAAAGAGAGAAGAGACAGAGAAGAGGGUUCUGGAGCUAUGGAGGUAUGGAGACGAGAGACUGUGUCGUCGACGCUGCUUCUGGUGCUAACAUGCACCAUUCUCUUCCUGAUGUCGGGAGUCUCCGCCACCAGAUUCAUCGUCGGAGCAAACAUGGGCUGGACUUCCAAUGUCAACUACACUGAGUGGGCAAAAGGCAAACAUUUCUACCUAGGUGACUGGCUCUUUUUUGUAUACGACAGGAACCAGAUGAACGUGCUAGAAGUGAACAAGACAAACUACGAGACGUGCAACGAGAACCAUCCGAUUCACAAUUGGACCACCGGCGCAGGGAGGGAUGUGGUUCCACUCAAUGUCACCAAGACAUACUACUUCAUCAGUGGCAAAGGAUUCUGCUACGGCGGCAUGAAAGUCGCCGUCCACGUCGAGAAAUUGCCUCCACCGCCAGCAUCUUUGCCGGAGAAAAGCAAGAAUGGGUCUCCGUCCAAUUACGGAAGCCAGAUUGUUUUGCCAGCUGUGUUCGCCAUUGUUGCACUCUUUUGGGACAACUUCAUUGGGUUUUGGUACUAGUAAGACGUAACCAACUGCUCCCACGCUCCCCAGUCCCUAGCUUGAGUUUGUGAAGGAGAGUUUGAUUGUAAACGUUUGAAUGAAGUUGUUAGAAGGAAGGGAAUUUCAAAUUUGUACUCUGUAACAGUGAUUGCUUUUGAGUUGUUUUCACCUUUUUCUAGUUGAAUCAAGGAUGAUCCGAAGUCCGCGAUCCAUGGUGGAGUAAAACGCGGUCUUUUGUUGAUUGAUGUCCCGCAAUUUAAAAUAGCGAUGAAUGCGGAGCUGAGCGUCAAGGAGGAAGAAAGCGUCGGUGGAUGGGAUCAUUGAAAUGUUUGUUUAUUUAUUUAUUUAGUCAUGAAAGGUAAGAAUGUAACACAACACAACCAGCUUUAGUCGGAGGCAGGCAGGUGGUGGUUGGAACUUGGAAAUGGCAUUCUUUCGCGUCGUGUUAUUGUUACCAUUUAUUUAUUUAUCUU